Messenger RNA from Schistocerca gregaria, 621 nucleotides. Its product is annotated as protein PFC0760c-like. The record is from RefSeq and is a predicted model, not a curated record. NCBI's taxonomy places the organism in Eukaryota, Metazoa, Arthropoda, Insecta, Orthoptera, Acrididae. The transcript has 2 exons. Bases 1 to 621 code for a protein of 206 amino acids.
AUGACCCUGCAGUUGCCAUCGGUGCGGCGCCGCCGUGCUAGGAGCGGAGCAGAACAGAACAGAACAGAACAGAACGGAGCAGGCCAGGGACCAGCGAGGGAGGCAGCAGCAAUCUGGCGGCCGCUAUUGUCUCCGCUGCAAAUCACCACCGCCGCUCGCAUUGUCCCCGACUGCGGGGCACACAGCGGCGCUGCGGCGUGGCGCAUCGCGUCGGGUCGCUCCUUCCUGCGUGCCUCUUCCUGCCUCCCCCACCAACCGGCCGCCCCCUGCCUCCCACCUUCUUCACAUUCGGGCAGCAAGUAUACUCUCCAGAUUUAUUCUGAGGGCUAUAACGAUGAUGAUGAUAACGAUGAUGAUGAUAACGAUGAUGAUGAUAACGAUGAUGAUGAUGAUAACGAUGAUGAUGAUGAUAACGAUGAUGAUGAUGAUAACGAUGAUGAUGAUGAUAACGAUGAUGAUGAUGAUAACGAUGAUGAUGAUGAUAACGAUGAUGAUGAUAACGAUGAUGAUAACGAUGAUGAUGAUAACGAUGAUGAUGAUAACGAUGAUGAUGAUAACGAUGAUGAUGAUGAUGAUGAUGAUGAUGAUGAUGAUGAUGAUGAUGAUGAUGAUAUGAAAUGA